Neopelma chrysocephalum (saffron-crested tyrant-manakin) is the source of this 1291-nucleotide messenger RNA. It is a transcript of the gene SOD2, whose product is annotated as superoxide dismutase 2. Lineage: Eukaryota; Metazoa; Chordata; Aves; Passeriformes; Pipridae. The transcript is spliced from 6 exons. The record is from RefSeq and is a predicted model, not a curated record. Gene Ontology annotation, biological process: superoxide metabolic process. Gene Ontology annotation, cellular component: mitochondrion. Gene Ontology annotation, molecular function: superoxide dismutase activity; metal ion binding. The coding region runs from base 1 to 930 and encodes 309 amino acids.
AUGAGGAAAGCAGGCGUUGGAAAGCAAGAUGCACUCAAAAAUGGUAAAAGAAAUGAACCAAUAAAAACAGCGAUUCUGCUAAUAGCGACGCGCUACGCUCGUUGUUUAAAAAAUGCUGUUUUUCUCCAUCUGAAGAAACAUUGUGACUGCGGGGCCCGGUCACCUGCGGCCCGGCGGAGCUCGGCCCCCUCAGCCGCGGGGGCGGGCGGGGACGCGGCUGCGCCGUCCGUGUCCCGCCCGGCUCCAGGCGCCGCCAUGUUGUGCCGCUUUGCCUCCGCGGGCAGAAGCAGUGCUAAGUUGGUAGCACCAUUGGGAUGCUUGGUUCCUAGGCAAAAGCACACUCUUCCUGACUUGCCAUAUGAUUAUGCUGCUCUGGAACCUCAUAUUAAUGCAGAGAUCAUGCAGCUGCACCACAGCAAACAUCAUGCUACCUACGUGAACAACCUGAACGUUGCAGAGGAGAAAUACAAAGAGGCACUGGCAAAAGGUGAUGUUACAACUCAGGUGUCACUUCAGCCUGCACUGAAGUUCAACGGUGGGGGUCAUAUCAAUCACACCAUCUUCUGGACAAACCUUUCUCCAAAUGGAGGAGGGGAGCCUAAAGGAGAAUUGAUGGAAGCCAUCAAGCGUGACUUUGGUUCCUUUGCAAACUUCAAGGAGAAGCUGACAGCCCUAUCAGUUGGUGUUCAAGGAUCAGGCUGGGGAUGGCUUGGCUAUAACAAAGAGCAGGGACGCCUACAAAUAGCAGCUUGUGCAAAUCAAGACCCUUUGCAAGGAACAACAGGUCUCAUUCCUUUGCUAGGAAUCGAUGUAUGGGAACAUGCUUAUUAUCUUCAGUAUAAAAAUGUUCGACCUGAUUAUUUGAAAGCCAUCUGGAAUGUGAUCAACUGGGAGAAUGUAUCUUCAAGAUAUGCAGCUUGCAAAAAGUAGAGUGGAAUUCUUGCACAGACUACUAAAAUGUCACCACUUCUACUCUGAUACCACUCUUGUAGUAGUGCCUGUGGCUUACAAAUUAAUUGCUCUACUCAGAAAACACUUCACUCAUCCAACAAAAGCAUUUCAUAAUCAAGCAAAGCGUCUGCUUGUUUAAUUCAGUGAGGUAUUUACUUAGAGUUUGAAGCUUUAAACUGUUGUGCAACAAAGGGAGACACUUUAAUCUUUUCCAUUGCGUAUAAAACAUAGGUCACCUUGCUGAAGCUUAAUGAGGUAAUGGAUUUCCUUGUUGCAGUAAAAUACCUAAGUGGAAAUAUGUGCUGAUGUUGCUAUAAACAAAUAAAAGAAGAAUCUUCUA